GAAAAUAAAAAUUAUGCGUAUUGUACUACUAGGAGCACCAGGAUCAGGCAAAGGAACACAGGCUCAACGUUUAGUGGAUGAUUACAACAUUCCACAAAUUUCUACUGGAGACUUAUUACGCGCAGCAGUUGCUGCAAAAUCAGCAUUAGGCUUACAAGCCAAAAUUGCAAUGGAUGCAGGCGAUCUGGUGACAGAUGACAUUGUGCUAGGGAUGAUUAAAGAAAGACUGGGGCAAGAAGAUGCCCAAAAUGGUUUUAUUCUCGAUGGUUUCCCGCGCAAUUUAGCUCAAGCAGCCAGUUUAAAUGACAUGUUGGACGAAAUGG
This is a messenger RNA of Priapulus caudatus, 323 nucleotides long. Its product is annotated as adenylate kinase-like. Lineage: Eukaryota; Metazoa; Priapulida; Priapulimorpha; Priapulimorphida; Priapulidae. Gene Ontology annotation, biological process: nucleoside monophosphate metabolic process; nucleoside diphosphate metabolic process. The record is from RefSeq and is a predicted model, not a curated record. The transcript has a single exon. Gene Ontology annotation, molecular function: ATP binding; AMP kinase activity; nucleoside diphosphate kinase activity. Gene Ontology annotation, cellular component: cytosol; cytoplasm. The annotation marks the transcript as partial.